Molecule: messenger RNA, 1728 nt
Organism: Lactuca sativa (garden lettuce)
Lineage: Eukaryota; Viridiplantae; Streptophyta; Magnoliopsida; Asterales; Asteraceae
Product: TPX2 (targeting protein for Xklp2) protein family
Molecular function (GO): microtubule binding
Source: RefSeq, a predicted model, not a curated record
AUCUAUUUCAAUCUCCUUUCCUUUCUACUCUUUUCACUGUAUUUUCUACUGUAUAUAUCUUCAUACAUUUCCUCUAAAGUGACCUGGAAAACAUUUGAGAGCCGCUGUCACACACAAUACACACUAACCCUUUUGCAUUUCAAACAAAAGAAAAACCCACAUAAAAAAGAUUCACAAAUUCUAAUCCGUCUUCCAAAGAUCCAUAUGUAGGGUUCUUUACAAACCCCCUUUUCAACUCAUGGCUUUUUGAUCUUUGUCUGCUACUCUAGCUAUGGCGGAUGUUGACGAUAUCAUGGUUGUUUCGGGAAAUGGGACUACUCAUGACGCAGAUCAUGACUACGAAGACGAUAAUGAAAUCAUAGCAAGGAUUCCCAAUUAUGAUUCCGAAGUCAAAGAAGGAAAGGGGAAUUCCAUGGAUUCCUUCACUGAAGAAAUCGAAGAAAGCAACGAUCUUGAUGCUCUUAAGGAACUUCAAUUGAAAGAUAGUGAUGUAUCAAGUCAACCCAAAUGUCAAAACACUACAGAUGACAAUUUAGGCCUUAAAAUUGAUACAAAAAAGAAAAUAGAAGCAAAGAAAACUUCUUCAGUGAAACAAUUUGAAAAAAAGAGUGGCAAUUCAAAACCUGCAAUAUCUCAAGUUAAGGCCCAUCUUUCUAAGCAACAUGGAAAAUCUGAUUCAACAACAUCUACUGCAAACAUUGUGCAAUCUGAAGGUGUCAAGGACAAGGUCAAAGUGAAGUCAAUGAAAACAGUUCAAGGAAGUUCAACCGAAGCAAGAACACAUUCUUCUGAAAGCUCAACAACAGGAGAUGAAAAGCCACAAAGACUUGGCACACUUCCAGCUUAUAGUUUUAGUUUUAGGUGUAAUGAAAGAGCUGAAAAACGUAAAGAGUUUUAUUCUAAGCUGGAGGAAAAGAUCCAUGCAAAAGAAGAAGAAAAGAAUUCUCUUCAAGCAAAAACAAAGGAACAUCAAGAAGCUGAGAUUAAAAUGUUACGAAAGAGUCUUAUGUUUAAAGCUACACCAAUGCCAAGUUUUUACCAUGAAACUCCUCCUAAGACAGAGUUAAAGAAGAUUCCAACAACACGUCCGAAAUCUCCAAAACUUGGAAGGAAAAAGGAGUCCCCCACAGGAGAAGAGAAUGGUGGCAAUAUUUUUCGACCUCGAUUAAGUUUGGAUGCAAGAAAAUCUUUAAUUUCCAAAACUGCCCCUAAAGGUGUAGUAACAUCUUCUGUUGUCGCAAAGAAACCAACAAGGAAAUCUCUUCCUAAGCUACCUUCUGAAAAGACCAAAGUGCCCUCCGACUCCAAAGAGAGAAAAGAAGCCCCUUCCUGUGAAAUUACAAUAUCGUCCGAACUUGAAAGUCAACCAAAUAAAGAUUCAUCAUCUCAUGUUGAGGAGGAAAAAGCCGAGGUAUUGGCCAAUUGAAAUGAUGAGAAAUGUGUUGUAUUUCAAAAUUCCAUUUUCGCCCUCGGGAGUAUAUAAUCGGAUGCAUCAAUUGAAAACUGGAGGUGGGAAGAUUUUAUUUUCUUGUUUAAAAUCUUUAGUCAGUUGGGGUGACCUGCCUGCGAAGGGUAAGUUGGGUAAGUGUUUUUGUGAGAAUGGUGAUGUGACCAUUUUGCCCUUAUUUGAGCAUUGGAUGUUUAGUUUUCUCCUUUGGACAAUUGAUUCCUGAAUGUGGUUUAGUUUAUUACUAAUUAUUAUUAUGAAGAAACUGUUUCAGAACUUAA